AUGGACGGGAUUUUUGACUCGAUUUCAAAGGAGAUCAAGGGGCUGUCAAGUCGCCUUCCAAAAGAAAUUUCAAAUGUAGCGAUUCCGGAGAAGCUCAAAAACCCUCCUCUCUGGGUCAAGAUUUCUCUCGGAACAACUGCUCUCAGCUACGCUUACAUUCGGUACUCAUGGACGGCGAUGAACGACUGGGGAAUCCCCAUCCUCACUCCCUCUCUUUUAACCUUCGGAACUUGUGGCCACUACGCUCGUGAAAACGGCCUGGUGGAGUUGGCAGAUGAAGAGCUUCGUGCCAAGAAUAGAAAAACAGUUGGUUUCUAUCGUCUUCUAUCUCCGGUCGUUUUGUCGGUUGAUGUUGAUCUUCUGACGCCGAUUUUCACGACCCACUUUGGCUCGUUCACAAAUCGACAGCCUGACAUUGGCUCCUUCGGAAUGGGCAAGGAAAUGAGCAAAAUGAUGGAUGUACUUGCUGACCCCAAAAUUUGGCGACGAGUUCGGCAGUCUGUCUCACCGAGCUUCUCGAACGUUCAGCUUGAGAAAAUGAUGGCAGUGACGAAAUCACGACUUGAUGUUCUUGUCCAACAAAUCAAAGAUUUGAACGGAGAAAGCAUCAAUCCGAGAACAGUGUCGGGGAAAUAUACGAUGGAUGCGUUUUUAGCCGCCGCCAUGGGAUUCCAAAUGGACUUGGCUUCGAUCAAGGACUUUGACAACUCGAAAGAAUUGAAAUAUUUCAACGAAAUUCUUACUCCUGGACCUCAGAUCUUUCUCCUCUUCAUUUUCCCGGGCCUUGGAAGUUUACUCGACAAGCUGGAUAUCAAAAUCUAUGCAAGCAAAGCAAUCAGAUGGUUCACGGGCUACUGUAAGUCCAUGCUCGCGGCGGACACUCAAGAAACGGAGCAGCGAAACUUUCUCAGCGCCUUCAAAAAGCUCAGAAUAUCGGAUGAAGAUGCAAAGGACGCCACAAAGGGAUUAACAGAAGAUGAAAUCAUCAGCCAGAUCUUCGUUCUCUUCGGAGCUGGCUACGAAACCAGCGCUUCAUUGCUUCAAUGGGCGAUUUACAAUAUUUGCAAGGACGAAGAGCUUCAGCAGCGACUCUAUGAGGAAGUAAAAGACGUCCCAGAAGAGUACGAAAAUCUCAACUCAAAGAAAUUGCCUCUCCUGAUCGCCGUUUUGAACGAAUGCCUGCGUCUAUUUUCUCCAGCAAUCUUCCAGUUCCGCUACUGUGACCACGACGUCGUCAUCAACGGCAUUCCCUUAACAAAAGGAAGCAAUCUCGAAGUACCAGUCGACUACCUCCAUGAAAUUGAAGAAUACUGGGGCCCAGAGGCGCGCGAAUUCCGGCCAGAUAGAUGGAUUGAAAAUCCUGCGUUGGAAAAAGCGCCGUUUUUCAUUCCCUUCGGCGUUGGGCCUAGAAAUUGUGUUGGAAUGCGAUUUGCUCAUAUGCAAUCGCGUUUGGGUUUGAUGCGAAUUCUGAAAAACUUCAAAGUGCAAUUUCCAAGCGAUUUUGUCGACGACAUCAAGAAAAUACGAACAACGGCGUUUUUAGCCAACCCUUCCAAAGAGAUCAAAGUCUCUUUUCUCCCCCGCUAA
Oikopleura dioica is the source of this 1587-nucleotide messenger RNA. Lineage: Eukaryota; Metazoa; Chordata; Appendicularia; Copelata; Oikopleuridae. The record is from the annotation of a GenBank genome assembly.